GUGGUGGAUUGGCAAUGGCAAUGGCUUUGUUUCUUCGUGAUGCCGGAUUACCAUUACCUUGUGGAAUCGUAGGAUGGUCACCUUGGGUUGACCUUACACAUAGCAUGCCGUCUUCAUUAGAUCCAAAUCUUGUAGGCCUUGACUUGCUUUGUCCGAUGGCAAUGUAUAGGCCGAAACCUCGAGUUUCAUCUCCUGCAUGGGUUCAAUAUCAACAAGAUUCUCAAAAACUUGCUGAUCAAAUUAAAAAAAAAAGACCUUCAAUAGUUGGUGAUGAAUCUUUUCAACGAGAUGAACAGAUUCAAAUAUAUU
This is a messenger RNA of Racocetra persica, 309 nucleotides long. NCBI's taxonomy places the organism in Eukaryota, Fungi, Glomeromycota, Glomeromycetes, Diversisporales, Gigasporaceae. The record is from the annotation of a GenBank genome assembly.